AUGAACCCUUGCGAGAGAUGUCUCGCCCGCGGUGAGCACUGCGACUGGGUUACGGAGACGCAAGGAGUAAACCACCAUGCUCCGACAAAAAAUAAUGUGAUGGAACAGUUUCUCCCCGAGUCAUUGCCAAACAGUCAGACUCCGGAGAGCAAUUGUGCACCAUCCGAUAGGUUUACCAUCAAGCGGUAUAUUGAUGCGUACUUCGACAAGGUCAAUGCGAUGUCGUGUGUCUUCCUCCACAAGCCCACAAUUUUGGCGGACUGGAGCCAAGACCAGCUGGAUCCUGUGUUGACGAUUCUGAUAUGUGCCCUCGGUCUUCUACUCAACAGUCGCUCGCACGAACAGCGUGAUACCGCCAGGGUUUGGGUGGACGAAGCGCAGCUGAGAAUUUUGGGUACCAUCGCUAAGCAGACUGUGGGAUACCUGCAGGCUCUACUGCUCCUAGUUCAGUUCCAUUUCCUGGCUGGCCACGUCCGAGAAGCCUGGAACCUCAUUUCCUUGGCAGCGAGACUGGCAUUCACCCUCAGGCUGAACUAUGAGCACCCGGAAAUCCACCCUAUCGAGCAAGAGUGUAGAAGGCGAAUGGUCUGGUCUAUCUACCUGCUCGACCGCAUGUUCUCUGGUGGAGUGGACGACUUGGAAGUCUGUCCAGCCUCACGAAUGUAUGUUCGCCUUCCAUGCAACGAUCAUAGCUUCCAUCGCGGUCUGCCUUCCAGUGCUGCAUAUCUUGAUCUCUGCGAAGGAAACGAAACCUUUCAAGCCGAUCUUCUCGCACAACAUAUCAGAUUGUAUGCGAUCAGAGAACGCAUACUCAGGUACACAAAAGGGGUACGGCGCGAUGGCUCUAGCCCCGUGCUCACAAAGAUGACUCUACAAAGCCUUGAGCGGGAGCUCCAGAGUUUCGUAGAGCGACUUCCCGAGAACCUGCAACUCGAGCCGGACACUUUCCUACUAGUGAUGCAUUCGGAGGAUGCCCCGGGGUUUGACCUGGGCGAGCCAAUUGAUGACGUAUUUCUUCCAGUGAGCAUCUACCAGGUCACGCAAAUCAUACACCAUCUCAAGCGGCUGCUGCCUCACGAAGGGGAACACAGCGUUUCCAACAUUCGAACCACUCUCAGCAAGUCGCUGGAAAUGGCAUGUAAACUUCAACAGAGAUAUCCACGAAUCGAGCGCUGCCUUGAAGACACGCGGCAGUUACUGCAAGUGCUCGGACAGGAUAGGAGGGACCUGCCGAGGUUAUUGGACCCCGGACAACGUCUUAACCUCCAGCAUUUACCAUCACUCCAUUCACUGAUCCCAGAUCCUCUGGAGCAAAGCACAGAAAAAUCUGAUACUCGCGGGAAGGCCCGCCUGUCAAAACACCUUCGAACCUCGGCCGGACAAAGCUACCUGACGUCAAGUUCCUUGGCCCAAUCAGUUGAUCUCGGCAGACCGCAAGUGACCAAAGACCCUUUCGAACCUCUGGUUUUCGAGGGUCAUGCGGAAUUCGAGCCUGCGAACAUGUUUGACAUGCAGUUCAACGGGUAUUAUGAUCCAGAACAAAACGAUUUCAUGGUUCCAUUCACAGGUGGAGGGUGGAAUUACACGUAG
This is a messenger RNA of Neoarthrinium moseri, 1590 nucleotides long. RefSeq lists its product as uncharacterized. Gene Ontology annotation, biological process: DNA-templated transcription. The transcript is spliced from 3 exons. NCBI's taxonomy places the organism in Eukaryota, Fungi, Ascomycota, Sordariomycetes, Amphisphaeriales, Apiosporaceae. The record is from RefSeq and is a predicted model, not a curated record. The coding region runs from base 1 to 1590 and encodes 529 amino acids. Gene Ontology annotation, molecular function: zinc ion binding; DNA binding. Gene Ontology annotation, cellular component: nucleus.